UCCAAUCCAUAAAAUGAGUUUGUAGCGAUUGCACUCGAAAUGGUGACUUUCGCUCUUCUAAUUUUUCCAUACUUUAUAAUCGGCGGGGUUUCCGGUUUCGGUUCACAACCGAGGAUCAUUUCCCAAGAUGGCAACUUGGUAUUCAACUGCGGCGAAAAUAAGAAUAUCCGUUUCGUUACCAAGGGGGAAGGGAGGAUUUUCUUGAACGAGGGAGAUCUGACCAACGCCGCCGUCAUUGCGAAGAACGCCUCGGAUACGCUGCAUCGUAUUAAUACGGAAUAUUACGACACGUUCUUUCAAAUGAAGAAAUUUAAUCGCGUCAUCGAGGGGCGUCACGGUAUCUUACGAAGAUUGCAGGCCCUCGAAAUGGGAACGGCAGGAGUUAGAAAUUCGACUAACGGCACGUCUGUGGGAAGAGGAAGUUUACCAAUGAUUAACCGACGACUGCGUACCUUACAACGGAAAGUCGGUCGUCUCAUACGUUUACUGAGCAAGAACGAGUGCGCAAGUUCUCCAUGCGGAAACGGGGGCGUUUGCCAGGAUUUAUUUAACGGAUUUCUUUGCCAUUGCCCUGAAGAAUGGGAGGGAACCACUUGCGAAAAGGACGUGAAUGAAUGCGCGAAAUUUGCCGGAACAGAUUUGGGAUGCCAAAACGGCGCAACGUGCGUGAACAAACCCGGAUCAUAUGAAUGUGUAUGCAGUAAAGGGUGGUUUGGAAUACACUGCACCCGACAGUCGGCCAGUUGCACGGAAGGUUCAAUCGCCGAACUAUGCGGUCAUGGUACUUGCAUUCCUCAAAAUACUGGCCUCGGCUACAAGUGCCUAUGCGAUCAGGGGUGGACAACAAAUGGCGUCAGUCCCGCUUGCAACACUGACGUGGACGAGUGCAAGUCGAAGAUGCCGUAUUGUUCUACCAACCCCCUUGUGCCUUGCGUAAAUACGCCUGGGUCGUUUACUUGCGGAAAUUGCCCGGAAGGUUACGUGGGAAAUGGACAUUACUGCACCGACAUUGACGAGUGCGCAAUCUUCAACGGCGGUUGCAGUGUUAACCCCCUAGUCAAAUGCAUCAACACACCGGGGUCCAGCAUGUGUGGUAGUUGCCCCCCGGGUUACAUGGGUGACGGUAAAUCCUGCUCGUUUCGUGGAAUCUGCGGCGUCAACAAUGGCGGAUGCAACCAUCUCGCUCAGUGCAGGGAUAACCCUAGUAUCAGUCCCACUUACGUAGAAUGCAUCUGCCCUAUGGGUUAUUCCGGAUCAGGUAUAGGGCCCAAUGGUUGUAUUCACAGCUCGCAAGGCGGCAACCCAUGCGAGAGUAACCCUUGUGUCCACGGUACCUGCGUUGUGGACAACAGUUCGAACUCGUACAUAUGCCAGUGUCAUCGCAGAUUUACAGGUCGAAAUUGUGACAUUCAAAAGGACGCGUGCCAGUCGAAUCCUUGUCGCAAUGGCGGCACCUGUCGUUCGCUAUUGAACAUUUCAUUUAAGUGCAUAUGUACGUCUUCGUACACCGGAAACUUCUGCGAGUCUGAGAGGCAAGCAUGCGGAGGAUUACUGAGAAGCCCAUCGGGAAACAUCAAAUACCCGGCCACUGCCAGUCACGUGUCCGAUCCCAAAGUGAAUUGCGCCUGGGUGAUUCAGACGAACAGAACAAAAGUGCUUAACAUAACGUUCACCAAGUUUAACUUGCAAAACUCGGGGACUUGCGUUCACGAUUGGUUGCAGAUACACGACGGACGUAACACAAUAGCACAGUCCCUCGGGCGAUUCUGUGGGACAGCGCUUCCGAAUGGUGGUGUCAUUAUGUCAACUCAUCAUCAGGUUUACCUGUGGUUGAGGAUCGAUUCGUCUUUUACGGGGACCAGUUUCGAACUCAGCUGGAAUUCAACAGAUCCAGUGUGCGGCGGGGAGGUAUCUGUGACAUCACAUGGAACGCUCCACUCACCCGGCUACCCCGGAAAAUACCCACUAAAUCGUGACUGCAUCUGGAAGCUGAGCGCAGCCUUGGGUAAACGUAUUCAAUUCCACUUCUUUACCUUGAUGAUCGGAAACAGCCUCGACUGUUCCGGAGAUUACCUACAAUUCUCCGAAGGUUACGGCACAUCGGAUAGGGUCCUGGCAAAAUACUGCAACACCUCCCAUCCCGAACCUCUAUACUCGGCAGGUCCCGAGGUGGUGAUACACUUCCACUCGGACGCGAUCAACAAUUACCCCGGUUUUCAGAUUUCGUACUCGACCAUGGAAAGCUUACCCGGUUGUGGAGGUGUCUUCACGGCUAUUACCGGCGAGCUGGGUUCUCCGGUGGAAGACGGUCGUUAUCCUCCGGACCUCAUCUGCGAGUACAAGAUUCAGGUGCCCGAAGAUUCCAGGAUCAAGAUCACAUUUUUGCUGUUCGAUUUGGAGGACGACAGCAGUUGCAGUUACGACUCUGUUACGGUACAUAACGGAGGUAGCUCCAGCGCGCCUCUCGUGAACAGGUAUUGCGGCCAUAAACUACCCCCGCCAUACACGUCGACGGGUAACCAACUGUUUAUAAUCUUCACGUCGGACUGGGGUAAUGCGGACGUCACCGAGCUGGGAUUUCGACUGAAAUACGAAAUCGUGUGCGGAGGAAUUUACACGGACCCGACGGGAGUUAUCGAAUCUCCAGGAUAUCCCAACAAAUAUGGCGAGGACCUGGUGUGCAUUUACGAAAUCGUACAACCUACAGGAAAGUCCAUUCUUUUGACGUUUUUGGACUUCGAUAUCGAGAUAGCGCAAGCGGGUUGUUUUGAUGCCUUGGAGAUUCGUGAUGGUGACAACGAGAAUUCCACGCUAGUCGGAGAGUACUGCGCUAACACGCCACCUGACGUACAGUCAACGUACAAUUACCUUUGGUUAAAAUUCGAAUCCGACUCAUCCGUCGGUUCCAAAGGGUUCCAGGCGAACUACUCCACCAUAGACGUUGGAUGCGGAGGAAUUGUAAAGGAGCACACUGGAACGAUCAAGUCGCCCGAACAUCCAAUCUCAUACCCGUCGGAUCAGACCUGCAUGUGGGUCAUAGUGGCGCCUCAGAACUACGUCGUUCAGUUGUCUUGGUUGCUGUUUUCGCUCGAGGAGAGUGCGACCUGCGGGUUUGAUUACGUCGAGGUGUACAACAAUCACACAGUGAAUGAGCUCGCUGGAAGAUACUGCGGAAACAAAUUGCCGCCAAAUAUGAUCAGCUCGUCCAAUGUCUUAACCAUCAAGUUUGUUAGUGAUGGGACAAUUACCUUCGAGGGCUUUAUGGUAUCAUAUGUGUUUGUCGAUCAAGAGAAUGCGUGUGGUGGUCGAUAUUUUGCAAGCAGCGGCGUCAUCAGGUCACCGUCUUAUCCCAACGAUUACCCGGCCAGUCGCGACUGCGAGUGGGUUAUCACGGUCGCUGCCGGACAACAAAUUCUGCUGAACGUUACCGACUUCGACAUGGAGAGUUCCACGAGCUGCAGUUACGAUUACUUGGAGAUUCGUAAUGGUGCGACAUCUUCCUCGCCCGUAAUCGGAAAGUAUUGUGGCAAUCAGAUCCUAAGGCAGAUUCCCUCUCACACCAACAAUUUGUACUUACAUUUUCAUUCGGACAUUGCCGAUUCACGCAAGGGAUUCCAAAUUAUAUGGGAGGGCACAACAACGGGUUGUGGCGGAACCCUGACGUCGCCCGUGGGCACCAUAAUGUCACCGAACUACCCCGAGCUGUCCGGCGACGGUGCCGAUUGUUUUUGGAAGAUCUACGUCAGCGCCGGUUCCCAAGUACAAACCGUCUUCGCCGACCUACAGCUCGAAGAAUGCCCGAAUGCGAGCUACGUCCAGAUUUUUGACGGACCCAACACUCGCGCAAAGUCGUUAGGUAAACUUUGCAAUAUUGGCAAUCUCCCGUUUAUUAGAUCGACGACCAACGUGGUGGGUAUUUUGUUUCGAGCGUCCGGCAACCAAAAGGCUAGAGGAUUUCAUUUACAGUACAACUCAGUAUGCCACAAUGUGCUAAAAGGAUUUCGGGGUACGAUAGAAAGCCCGAACUUCCCGCACCCUUCCCCAUACGCCGUUGAUUGUACUUGGAAAAUUGAAGUUGCAAUGGGGAACAGAAUCAACAUCUCUUUUUCGCACCUUAACCUAGACUCCGCCUCACCAGGGUGCACUACUGACUUUGUAAAAAUCAAAUACGCCGCCGAAAGUUCCGACAUGAUCGAUUACGGUACGUUCUGCGGAAAUGAAGACCCCGGAUUGAUCCAUUUAAACUCGCACAUUGCGGAGAUCAAUUACGUUACCAAUUCUACGACGGCCGGUUCCGGUUUCCGACUGGAAUGGCAACUUUCAGGUUGCGGAGGAAUUCUGACCAAGCCACAAGGAACGAUCUCCACGCCCAACUAUCCCAAAGCCUAUCCCGGCGGUACGCAAUGCGACUGGUCAAUCCAGGUGGAGUACGGUUUUAGCGUCGAAAUCACCUUUGAGGUCGUAGAUUUUGAGGCGUCUUCCGACUGCACCUUCGAUUACAUCUUGGUUACAAACGGUCCAGACGACACCUAUCCAGCGCUGACGAAAUUUUGCGCAAAAGGUACUAAGCCCGUUACAGUCACCGGUUCGGGAAACUCGAUGUUCGUGAGGUUUUUGAGCGAUUACUCCUACCACGGUACAGGAUUCUUCGCAAAUUACACGGCGAUCAAGUCAAAAUGCGGAGGAAAAAUGACGACUCCAAUUGGCUCCUUUCACUCUCCGAAUUAUCCCCAAAAUUACGACACUGCGUUAUUGUGCGACUGGACCAUUGAAAUCGAACAGAAUCAUCUGAUCGAAUUGAUAUUCUCUGAUCUGGAUAUCGUGGGCGAUAAUUGUACAAGUGAUUAUAUUAAGGUGUAUGAUGGUCCAUCGGUGGAGUCCCCACUAUUGAAGAUGAUCUGCGGCACCACCAAACCCGAACUGAUCCGAUCCACUAACAACUACAUGACCGUUGAAUUUCGAAGUGGCCAACAAUUUACGGCGAAGGGUUUUCUGGCGACCUACACCAUGGGCUGCGGAGCGAAUAUUGUCACGUCGGAAAGCGGCGUCAUAAGUACGCGGGAUUCUGUGCUAACAUCAGUUUCCCUGAAUAAUUGCUCAUGGACCAUAACGAACUCUGAUCUGUCUCAGCAUGUUACCUUGAUCAUCACGCACGUGCAUUUGUCCGACUGUAGCGACAACGAGCUCGCCCUGAGGAUAUACAACGGCCCGAGUAACGAAUCGGCCCUUUUCGGGGAGUACUGCGAGUAUCAGACUCCUCUACCUUUAGUGAGCGAGGGGAACUCGAUUCAUAUCGAGGCAAGGGAUGUCGACAUGAGUUUUUCGGCGAGUUACCACAUGCUCGAUACAGCAUGCGGAGGCACCUUAAAUUCGGCGUCGGGCUUCUUCGCCACCCCUAGGUACCCGAACAACUAUCUUUGCUGGACCGUUCAAAAGCUACAUCACAAUUUCAGGACCUGCAAGGGUUAUAAAAAGCGAAACUUUCAUCUUGUCUUCGUUAACAACAUUGACGGUAAACAAGUGUUCCAUUCUAUCCAUGUACCCUUUAAACUCCUAUCUACUGCGGUUGUAUUCACAGGCAACAAACUCUCGCUGAUCAUAAAAUCGCUCGACUUGGUGCCAUCGGACAACUGCUAUGAAGACUAUUUGGAAAUACGCGCCGAGAACAAUCGCGGAAAACUGUACGGAACCUACUGUAAGGAGAGUGAUAUUAGUAUCCAAAACAUUGGAAGCCUGUGGAUCUUCUUUAAAAGCGGACAUAACGUUGACGGCGCGACAGGCAAAGGGUUCGUGGCUGAAUACACUCUUGAUCACGGGGUCACCUUAUCCGGUGCCACGGGACAAAUUGCUUCUCCAUUGUAUCCGUAUUACUACAAGAAAAGCGAGGAAAUGUCCUGGACGGUGACCGUCACGUUUGGAAAGGCCAUUUUAAUUUCGUUUGCCGAUUUCUAUUUAGAGACGUACUCCAAUGAGGACUGCUUCUUGACUUUAAUGGAGGUAUAUGACGGAUAUAAUGAUGAAGCGCGCUCACUCAAAACCCUGUGCGGGAUAAGCCUUCCCGAGUCGAUUCAGUCAACCUCGAACGUCGUGUUUAUUAAAAUGAGGUUCGAAUCGCUUCGGCACGGAUCGAGAUUCCUGCUCGACUGGUUGGAGGUUGACCUACCGAUCAAGGAGCCUGCAAGUACAAAGGAGAUCGUUGAAGGUUGCGGCUACGAUGGGGUUAUAGAUAUGACGUCGAGAAGACUUUACCACCUCAAAUCGCCGGGCUAUCCGAACGGAUACAAUGUCGAUUUGAACUGCGAGUGGAUAUUUUCAUCGUCUCCAGGAUACCAUAUAGCUGUUAACUUUGUAAGGAUAGACCUGGAGGUUACUCAAGACAGCUGCUAUGCCGAUCAUAUAAAUAUAUAUAACAAAGCCAUGGACAGUGACGAAUGGGACUUGGUGGGAACUGUUUGUAACCUCAACGAUAGUGCCAAGGCUAUUCAUGGAGGUGGCCUGGUAAAAGUGCAGUUCGUAUCCGAUAGCUCGGUCAAUGGGACGGGUUUUGAUGCUCGUAUUCGAAACUUGUGCGGUUCAUCACUGAGUGGGCCUAACGGAGUUAUAUCAAUUAACACGACAGAGUUCACCUAUUUUGUCACAUGCGAGUGGAACGUUUCCGUACAACCUGGUAAGACGAUCCAUGUACAGUUUCUGGAACUCAAUCUACAAGGGGCGUCCACUCAUGAGCCUUGCGGAGGCUACCUCCUGCUCAAGAACGGGCAUUACCCCGAGUCACCAAACUUGGGCAUUGGGAAAUACUGCGAUGACACCAACCCAGGAAUACUCAACACGACCGGAAACCAGCUAUAUGUGAAAUACCUGGGAUAUCCCGGACAGGGCUUUAAACUAUUAUACAAGGAAGCGUCGAAUAACUGCGGCGGAACAAUAGCUCUCUCCAAAUAUUACAACACCACCACGAUCUCGUCCCCCAACUACCCCAACAUUCCGCCAUCAUUCUCCGAGUGCUUCUGGAUCAUUAUAGCGCCGCAAGGGGAGUCGCUUAGAGUGGAUUUCGUCGAGAGGUUCGAUCUCACCCUCAGCCAGGACUGUACGAAGGCGGCGGUCGAAGUUAGGGACGGAGGUUCCAAAUUUUCACCGUUAGUGGCUCAAUUCUGCGGCAACAUUCCCAAUUCGACGUUCUCCAGCGACGACAUGAUCCACGUGCGAUUCUUCACGGCGAUGAAGGAUCCGCGCAACGGUUUCAAAGCGGAAGUUUCAAUCGCCAGUUGCGGCGGAAUAGUUAGAUCGGCGGCGGGGGAGAUUCGUUCGCCACAUUUCGACGUCAAGUCCAUGUACCCGAUCAAUGCAAAUUGCAUUUGGCACUUAAUCGCACCGCUAGAUCAUAGUGUAAUUGUUCACUUCAAAGUGCUAGAUGUACCAGGAGGUGAAGAGGGCUGUUUGUCGGGCGAUCACGUAUCUCUGGAGGAAAAUUUUAAGUUCAAUAAUACCAUUACAACAAUUGGGGUCGUCUGUGGGAAUUCGAGCCCGAAUGAAAUACGUUCUUCCAGUAACGAGGUCAUAGUCCACUUCGUCACGGGCAGUGUAGAAAGGGCCGCGCGCGGUUUUUAUUUAGAAUUCAACUCAAGCCAGGAAGUUUGUGGCGGAAAACUCAAUACGGAGAUGGGAGUCAUCACGACGCUCGGCUACCCCAAGUCGACUUUAAAUUCGAUCGAAUGCGAGUGGACAAUAACCGUCCCGGAAGAUAGAAGGGUUCUAUUUGAGUUUGACGAUUUGGACUUUGAUGGUGGUGGGAUGUUUGGUCAAGGGGUUUCUUUCUACAACGACGAGGAGUAUACUUCGUUUAUCAGGUUGAUCAAAAAUAAUACCGUGGUCCCCAUUCGAUCUAGUGGAAAUAUCUUGCACGUAUUGUAUUGGACCAGUAGGGCAUCGACCAGCCGAGGUUUCACAGCUCAUUACUCCUCAUAUGAGCCCACACUCUGUAUCGGCAAUUUUAAAGCCAGCCAAGGUGUUUUGAAAACCGUAAAUGCGUCAACGUAUUACUGCAAAUGGAAGCAUGUUUCUACGAGUUCCUGGCAAACUUUCGCGGUAUCUCUAAGUGUAAUGAUAAGUGAACAAUCGGAAUCGCAAAGUUGCAAAUAUCCGGCGGCUGCAGUUAUAAUUACAUCAGAUAACGAGGAGAAUGAGCUGGCGAAAGUGUGUAGAUCGACCCAGCAACCCCUAGUGGUGAGAUCCCCGCAUGGUAUUACAAAGCUAAUCGCUUACCAAACCAAAAGCAAAAGCGUGUUGCAAUACACUGUAAGCUACAAGACGCACGCCUGUGGCGGAGUAUUGAACAACCAGGAGGGAGUGAUAACCAGUCCCGGUUACCCAGGAAAACCACGCGCAUCCGUCGAAUGCGCGUGGCUUUUAAAACUGCCGGUCAAUCAACAGAUCAACAUUCAGUUUGAAAAUGUCGAUUUCGAUGCAAACUGCGACUACAAUUACCUCCUCUUGUACAACGGAGAAUCCUCUACCAGCCCAAAAAUUGGCCACUUUUGUAAAAACAACAAACCUACAACCUUUUCCACGCAGGGCAACACGUUGCUCGUGGAAUACCACUGGGACGACAGAAGCGCGGGCACUGGCUUCAAGAUGCGCUACCAGCCAAGUAUCGGAGGGUGCGGAGGCGUCUUUCAUGAUCAUACCCGAAUAAUCGAAUCGCUCGCCUAUCCGAAAGACUAUCCGAACAACGCCGAAUGUGAAUGGGAGGUCAUAGCCGAUCCGGGAUAUUCCAUCACCUUGGAUUUCAUUGAUAGGUUCUACAUUGAGGAGAGUAACGGGUGCAGUAAUGAUUUUGUCGAGGUUUUCAACUAUAACCAUGGCGUAUGGGAAUCGCUAGGCAAAAAGUGUGGAAGGGUUGCCCCCGAAAGUUACAAUUCAACUUCUAACAAGUUAAAGAUUCUAUUUAGAAGCAACGAUAAACUGACCGCUACUGGUUUCAAGGCUCGAUGGACAAUGCACUGUGGCGGAACUUUCGAAGCGGAUAGCAAAGAAAGGUACAUAGUGAGCCCUGGCUAUCCCAACGAUUACAACGACAGUCUAUUGUGCGUCUAUAACAUCACCGCGCCGGAUUCGUACGUGAUUAUUAAUUUCCAAGAUUUCGCCUUGGAAGGGUAUUAUUGUAAAUCGGAUAACGUUACUAUUGCCGCCGCUUACGAGGAGACAGUACAUUGUGGUACAAAAAAGCCGGAUCCAGUGCGUGCCAGUGAAAAAGUUGUGAUCACGUUUAGGACAGACGAAUGGGUCACCAGGCGCGGCUUCAAAUUUGUAUACAAAAGAGACGAUUGUGGUGGAAUCAUCAGAGAACCCACGAUUAUAUCGUCACACACAACAUUUAGCAACGAUGAGGAUCCCUACAGUAUAUCAAUGGACUGCUACUGGAAUAUUAGUGCACCUGAAGACAAGCAUGUGGUAUUAAGAUUUCUGAAGUUUGACCUAGAACACAAUCAGGAAUGCAGCUUCGAUUUCCUGGAGGUGUUUGAUGGUAGCGCUGCAAACGAAUCUUCGAGAUUAGCGUUACUCUGUGGCAAUCUUACCGCACAACUGCCGGUGAUUAAAUCGGUCGGAAGUAAGGUGGUGGUGCAUUUUAAGACGGACUUUUCAAACAAUUACGGUGGAUUUAAGGCGGUUGUGUAUUUUAACUAUGGUCCCCGUUCAGGUUGCGGCGGUCAAAUAAAGGUCGCCGACAGUUCAGUUAUAAAAGCUCCACACGGACUGGGCAACCUAGACUGCCAUUGGGAAAUAAUGGCCGAGAGAGACCACAUCCUCAAGCUCGCGUUUACCGAACUGAACCUCGAGCCGUGCUCGACGAAUCAAACCAUCGGUUUCAAUAAUUGCAGCUGCAAUAUCGUCGAGGUAAGGGAUGGUGGGCCAAUCUCGGAGGUGAUCGAGAAAAUUUGCGACAAUACAAAUAAACCGGAAGUGGUAACGAGCGGCCAUAUCGCAUGGUUAAGGUUGUACACUUUGGGAGAUACCAAAAGUCGCGCGUUUGAAGUCACUGUCACGAGCCAGCUUUCGCUCUGUGGACCUUCUCUAUUAAACGUAACGGACCAAAAGCAAGUGCUGACCUCUCCAGGUUAUCCAAGUCCCUACCCCAACAACUUGCUAUGCAGAUGGCGUUUGCAAAGUGACAACGUUUGGGACAGAUUCGAUCUACACUUCGUUGACUUCGAUUUGGAGGAUGCAAGCGGGAGCGGAGGUUGCACGAAGGAUAAGGUUCAAAUCGCAGAUAAGAGUUACAGCGUUAUCACAGAGGGUUUGGGAACGUCUGCAAUAUUUACAGGACAAACCAGCACGCCCAAUGACGGUCCUUUGCCUCUACCGGUCGGAGUUCACGAGUACUGUGGAAAAACGACUCACGCAUUCGACUACUACUCUGGAGAAAAUGAGGUUGUGCUAUCUUUCCUCAGCGGGUUUAAUAAUCCACAUGGCAGGGGAUUCAGGAUGGAAUAUCGUCUGACAGGUUGCAACAGAAACUUUACCUCAAUUCAAGGACGGUUAAAGGUUGAAAACGUAAUGGCGAACUGUCUGAUUACAAUCACCGUGCCUGAAAAUAACACGAUAUCAUUGUUCUUUUUGGAAUUCUUUUUGGAAGAAACCGUAGGGUGCGAACAUACCUUUUUGGACGUAACUGACGGCGAUUCCGCAUCGUCCCCGAAAUUGGCAAGGCUGUGCGGCUACGUAACGCCAGAUCCAAUAUUUUCCACCGGGAACAAGCUGUGGAUAAACGUCUCGCUGGCCGAUCCUUACAAGUUUGAUGCGGUUUACACCUCGUCGCCGAACGGUAGGGGAUGCGGUGGUACAUUCUACAACUAUGCCGGUACGUUCACAAGCCCAAUGUACCCGCAUGAAUAUAGGGAGAGAAAAACGUGCGUUUGGGAGAUAAGGGUGCCGCAAGCCAGGCGGGCUGCCCUUAGAUUUUCCACGUUUGAUAUUAACGGGGCCAGUUUACAAGUGAUAACAUAUAACAAGGACGGGUCGGAAAGUACAGUCUUCAACUAUGCAGAUAAGGACGAACCAGCUGUCAUUGUUUCGGAGAACAAUCGACUGGCCGUGAAAUAUACAACAACGGUAAAUAGCGGUGGUGCCGGAUUUAUCGCCCUAUUCAGAGCAGUUACCACAGAUGGUGUCGUUAAUUGGUUAUACUGAUCUACAUAUUACGUAGGUAUUAACACAGUUGUAAUUUGCAGCAAAUAAAAAGGCUGGUUUGGAAA
Messenger RNA from Photinus pyralis (common eastern firefly), 11252 nucleotides. RefSeq names its product cubilin homolog. Lineage: Eukaryota; Metazoa; Arthropoda; Insecta; Coleoptera; Lampyridae. Gene Ontology annotation, molecular function: calcium ion binding. The transcript has 65 exons. The coding region runs from base 40 to 11187 and encodes 3715 amino acids. The record is from RefSeq and is a predicted model, not a curated record.